CUAUCCUCGUCUCACAGGCCUCGACGUCGCAGUCCUUCACUGGUCUGCCGAGUCGUCUCUUUUGUACACAACAAUUAUUCGCGUCGGACAAUUGCAUCAUAUCUAAUUGUCUUCUCUUGACACACCUACCCCACAUCAUCUAUUCUCACCGCGACACAUUCAAUUAUUUGCUGCGUUCCACCACUGCUCUUACUCUCUCGACUCUCGACUCCCGGGAACGUCUUCGACAGACAAGAUGUCCGACCCUACUCGCGCCGCUCAAGCUCCAGAGGACUGGGAUCGCUCUGAGUCCGAUAUUAUAGACUCCGCAUCCUCGUCUGCACGCGUCGCGUUUCCGUCUGACGGGCAGGCGGAAGAGAACGGGGAUGGGGCAGUGGAAGGGGAGGGAAGUCAGAGAGGGAAGAGGACAUUGAGCGAGCUAUUGAAGUUGCAUGCCGCGAAAGGGUCCGACAGUAAUUUCAGUGCGGAAGAGGCGACGCGGGUGGCAGACGUGUUAGGAGAGUGGAUAAACUCAGGUUCCUCACCAUAUGAGGGGGAAGACGACUUUUUCGCCCGAGCACAGGAUGACUCGUCAGUAUCACGGCAGCGCACACCAGCCCUCGACUCGCGCCCCAGAGGGCAGAGCGAUUCCGGCGUUGGAAAAUCAUGAAUGGGGGGUUUAGCCGUUCAGCACAACCUAACGCACCCAUCAACUCUUCGUCUCGCUCUGAUCAGCUCUCCGCCGCAUCUGCAUCUGCACCGUACUAUUGCUUUCUCUAUGAACUGUUCUCCGAAAUCGUCAAGCAACAAUGCCUUUUUUCUCCCUCACACCAGCGGCGUCAACACCCUCAUCAAUGACUUCUCGUUUCCAUCAUUCUGGGUUUUACGAAUUCUCUGCUCGCUUCUCUUAUUGUCUUGUUAGCAGUCUCGUGUCUUGUUUCUUACUUCUGAUUUCAUUAUUUCUUCUCCGUUGACGACAGUGACAUGACCUUUACGACCCGUUCACGACCCCGCUACGACCUUAGAGUUAUAUAUCUAAGUACCUUCCCCAGUCUCCACUUCCGACCGCCAUUCGUCCCGACCUUUCGCCCCCGCAUUUCCUUGCACUAUUUAUCCACUCCCCUCUUAUUGCUUGCUUUUCCUCUUCCUCUUCCUUUUCUUUUUUCCUUUUCCUUCUUCCCUUUGGUCCUGCGAACGGGUCGGAACGGCGAGAUUGGGGACGGACUGGGACGUCGGCGUGGCUCUUUGUGGACCUCUUUUGGACGCUGCCCUAUAGUAAUGAUUCU
Stereum hirsutum FP-91666 SS1 is the source of this 1265-nucleotide messenger RNA. RefSeq lists its product as uncharacterized. The record is from RefSeq and is a predicted model, not a curated record. The transcript has 2 exons. Bases 236 to 649 code for a protein of 137 amino acids. NCBI's taxonomy places the organism in Eukaryota, Fungi, Basidiomycota, Agaricomycetes, Russulales, Stereaceae.